GGAGCCGCCGGGAGGUAGGCGCGGGACGGGCGGCUGCGGUGGCGGCGGGUGGACCGAUUGUCGCUCGGCGGCGGGAGUCGGUGGAGUCUCGCUCUUUCGCAAGGCUGGAGUGCAAUGGCAUGAUCUCGGCUCACUGCAGCCUCCGCCUCCUGGGUUCAAGUGAUUCUUCUGCCUCAGCCUCCCGAGUAGCUGGGACUACAGAAAUGCUGGUAAUUUCAGUCACUUGCUGAUGACUUCUGAUGUCCCAGCAAAUGUUGGCAUUGUUGACUGCUGAGAAGAUACUUCUGAGGACCCACGUCUAAGGUGGACUUGGUUCGCACUCUUCUGGUUAGUCCCUGAACAGGAGUGAUGCCUCCAGGCAGGUGGCAUGCUGCCUAUCCAGCUCAGGCCCAGUCUUCGAGGGAGCGAGGGCGGCUUCAGACAGUAAAGAAGGAAGAAGAGGAUGAAAGCUAUACUCCAGUGCAGGCUGCCAGGCCACAGACUCUCAACCGCCCUGGCCAGGAGCUGUUCCGCCAGCUCUUCAGACAGCUUCGCUACCAUGAGUCUUCAGGGCCCCUAGAAACUCUGAGCCGGCUCCGGGAACUCUGUCGCUGGUGGCUGAGGCCUGACGUUCUCUCCAAGGCACAGAUCCUAGAGCUGCUGGUGCUGGAACAGUUCCUGAGCAUCCUGCCUGGGGAGCUCCGGGUUUGGGUGCAGCUUCAUAACCCUGAGAGUGGCGAGGAGGCUGUGGCCUUGCUGGAGGAGCUGCAGAGGGACCUUGAUGGGACAUCCUGGAGGGACCCGGGCCCUGCCCAGAGCCCAGAUGUGCAUUGGAUGGGUACAGGAGCCCUGCGAUCUGCACAGAUAUGGUCCCUUGCUUCACCUCUCAGGAGCAGCUCUGCUCUGGGGGACCACCUGGAGCCUCCCUAUGAAAUAGAAGCACGUGACUUCCUGGCUGGGCAAUCCGAUACUCCUGCUGCCCAGAUGCCUGCCCUUUUCCCGAGAGAGGGGUGCCCGGGAGACCAGGUAACACCAACCAGGUCCCUGACAGCCCAGCUCCAGGAGACCAUGACUUUCAAGGAUGUGGAGGUGACCUUCUCCCAGGACGAGUGGGGGUGGCUGGACUCUGCUCAGAGGAACCUGUACAGGGAUGUGAUGCUGGAGAAUUAUAGGAACAUGGCUUCCCUGGUGGGACCAUUCACCAAACCUGCUCUGAUCUCCUGGUUGGAAGCAAGGGAGCCAUGGGGCCUGAACAUGCAGGCAGCUCAGCCUAAGGGGAAUCCAGUUGCUGCUCCUACAGGAGAUGACCUCCAGAGUAAAACAAACAAAUUCAUCUUAAAUCAGGAACCUUUGGAAGAAGCAGAAACCUUAGCUGUGUCAUCAGGAUGUCCUGCGACAAGUGUUUCUGAGGGAAUUGGGCUCAGAGAAUCUUUUCAACAGAAGAGCAGGCAGAAGGAUCAAUGUGAAAAUCCCAUACAAGUAAGAGUUAAGAAAGAAGAGACCAAUUUCAGUCACAGGACAGGAAAAGACUCUGAAGUAUCAGGAAGUAAUAGUCUUGACUUAAAACAUGUUACAUAUUUGAGAGUUUCUGGAAGAAAGGAAUCCCUUAAACAUGGCUGUGGCAAACACUUCAGAAUGAGUUCACACCACUAUGACUACAAGAAAUAUGGGAAGGGGCUCAGACACAUGAUUGGGGGCUUCAGCCUACAUCAGAGAAUUCAUAGUGGACUGAAAGGGAACAAAAAGGACGUGUGUGGAAAAGACUUCAGCCUUAGCUCUCAUCACCAACGUGGGCAGAGUCUUCACACAGUGGGAGUGUCAUUUAAGUGCAGUGACUGUGGAAGGACUUUCAGUCAUAGCUCCCAUCUUGCGUAUCAUCAGAGACUUCACACUCAAGAGAAAGCAUUUAAAUGUAGGGUGUGUGGGAAAGCCUUCCGGUGGAGUUCCAACUGUGCGCGGCAUGAGAAAAUUCACACUGGAGUGAAGCCUUAUAAAUGCGAUUUAUGUGAGAAAGCUUUCCGACGCCUGUCAGCCUACCGUCUGCACCGAGAAACCCAUGCUAAGAAGAAAUUUCUUGAAUUGAAUCAGUAUAGGGCAGCUCUCACCUACAGCUCAGGGUUUGAUCAUCAUUUGGGAGACCAAAGUGGGGAGAAACUCUUUGACUGCAGCCAGUGCAGGAAAUCCUUCCACUGUAAGUCAUAUGUUCUUGAACAUCAAAGGAUUCACACCCAGGAGAAGCCCUAUAAAUGUACCAAAUGUAGGAAAACCUUUAGAUGGAGAUCAAACUUUACUCGUCAUAUGAGGUUGCAUGAGGAGGAAAAAUUCUACAAACAAGAUGAAUGUCGUGAAGGCUUCAGGCAAUCUCCUGACUGCAGUCAGCCCCAGGGUGCUCCCGCUGUGGAGAAAACAUUUCUGUGUCAGCAGUGUGGGAAAACUUUUACUAGAAAGAAAACUCUCGUUGACCACCAGAGAAUUCACACAGGUGAGAAACCUUACCAGUGUAGCGAUUGUGGGAAGGACUUUGCCUAUAGGUCAGCCUUUAUUGUUCAUAAGAAGAAGCAUGCCAUGAAAAGAAAACCUGAGGGCGGGCCAUCUUUUAGUCAGGACACAGUGUUCCAGGUUCCUCAGAGCAGUCACUCCAAAGAGGAGCCCUACAAAUGCAGCCAGUGUGGCAAGGCCUUCCGCAAUCACUCAUUCCUCCUCAUCCAUCAGAGAGUUCACACUGGAGAGAAGCCAUAUAAGUGCAGGGAGUGUGGGAAAGCCUUCAGAUGGAGUUCCAAUCUCUACCGACAUCAGAGGAUUCACUCUCUUCAAAAACAGUAUGAUUGCCAUGAAAGUGAAAAGACUCCAAAUGUGGAGCCAAAAAUCCUCACUGGUGAGAAACGUUUUUGGUGUCAAGAAUGUGGGAAAACCUUUACACGUAAAAGAACCCUUUUAGAUCAUAAGGGAAUACACAGUGGAGAGAAGCGCUAUAAAUGUAAUCUAUGUGGGAAAUCUUAUGAUAGAAACUAUCGCCUUGUUAACCAUCAGAGGAUCCACUCUACAGAGAGACCUUUCAAAUGUCAGUGGUGUGGGAAAGAGUUCAUUGGGAGACAUACCCUUUCCAGUCACCAGAGGAAACACACCAGAGCAGCACAGGCUGAACGUAGCCCGCCUGCACGGUCUUCCUCUCAGGACACAAAGUUGAGAUUACAGAAGCUAAAACCAAGUGAAGAGAUGCCCCUCGAAGACUGCAAAGAAGCUUGCAGCCAGAGCUCCAGGCUCACUGGACUCCAGGACAUAAGCAUUGGGAAAAAGUGCCACAAAUGCAGCAUAUGUGGGAAAACUUUUAACAAGAGUUCACAACUCAUUAGCCACAAGAGAUUUCAUACUCGAGAGAGGCCCUUCAAAUGCAGCAAGUGUGGAAAGACCUUCAGGUGGUCUUCGAACCUGGCUCGGCAUAUGAAAAACCAUAUUAGAGAUUAGCCUGGGACCUGACAGUGACAGUGGGGGUGGGUUCUCAGUCCCCUGCUAGAGAACCCUUAAUUAUAGGCAUUGUGGAGUAACUUUGAUAAAGGGCCCAGCCCUUUCUGUUUUGGAAGCUAGUGACAGAAUCCCAAGGAUUUGAAAGCUCGGGGAGUCCCCAGCCUGCCUGCUAGGAUGUGACGCUGGGGAAGUGCAGCACCAUGUCCUUUGGAGCCCUUCUGGAGACUCCGGCCCCUAGGAGUGGCCUCUGCACCAUAGCCUGCGGCUCCCCUAUUCAGGUCUCCUUCCACAACUCUGAAGAGAGAGACCACUGCCCUUUGUGGUUGGACAGAAUAUCUGUGGCAUCAUGGGCUAUGGCUGCUGGAAAGGGGCCAGUGGGAUCCUAGAUUUGUCUUCAAGUUUGGCCUGUGGCCAUGCCUAUUCUGUUGACUUUAAAAGCAGCAGCAUCAAGAACUCCUAGCCUUCCCAAAUGCCCCCUGGGGAGUUCUGGCUGGGGCUUCAGCCUUCCUGGCUGGCUUUUGGAUAUCUGCUAGGGGGUUAGAGUGGUCUCAGCGGCAGGUGGAGGAGAGCAGGAUGCUGGGCUCAAGCGCUUGGCGUGUGGAUCUCUACCAGUACCCUGUUGCCAUCCCCAUCCCACAGGCCUGCAUAGGCAGCAGCGGUCCAUCUGUUUAACAGAAAUGUGCUGAGCACUCCCAUACACCAGGCGCUGGUGUGUUUGCCAGAGACCCAGCAGGGACCAGAACAGAUGAAAAUCCUGCCAUCUUGGAUCUUUACAGAUGACAAACAAAUGGGAUACGCAGUAUUCUGGAUGGUGAUGUGUGUAGUGGACAAAGUGAAUCAGAGAAGAGCAGAGGGAGUGCUGGAUUGGGAGAUCAGUCGUGAUUUUAGAUAGUCUGGUCAGGGAGGGCCUCAACUGAGAAGGUGAAAUGUGAGCAAAGACGUGAAGGAAGCCAGGGAGGUAGCAGGUAGCUCUCUAGGGAGAGUUGCAGGCAGAGGAGAUUGGGUCUUGACUGGUGUCCUCAGGAAGGAAGCCCCUGGGAUGGAGUGCAGGGAGCCAGCUGGAAGGGAAGGAGAGGGGCCAGGGAGGCCACAGGCCCGGCCAUAUGAGCAUCAUGGGUCAUUACGGGGGCUUGAGCUGGCUCAGAGGGAGGCAGGGAGCUUUUGGACAAUUUUGAGUUGAGGAGUGAUGUGGUUUGAAUCUGAAUUAUAUUUUAUAAGGGUUAACCACAGAUCCAAGGACUCAGUAAAAGGGUGAAAGGCUUCUCAUGCAGUUAGCCUUGCUGCCAGUUCCCAUAAAUCAGACUCCUCCCCACUCCGUUUCUGAAUUUUCUAUAGGAUCCUCGGCCUCAGCAGAUAUAAACGCUUACCAUUGUUGUGUUCAUGUCUCUAGCCCCUGCACACUGCAGGCCCCUCUCAGCUUCACAUACCCCUCUCCAUGUAUGAGAUCUGGUGCUAGCAAUCAGAUUCAACCCGAAGGAACAAGUGCAUGUGCCUGCUGCUCUCAGGAGAAAAGGCAGCCUGUUCUGGGAGGAGCUCCCUCACUGGCCCACCCACUUGUGUUGAAGCAAAAAGCAAGAAUCAAUUACUUAAAGGCAAAGGAGUGAUAUUGCUAAAGCAUGUGAGUAAUCAUUGCUUCUGAUUAUUGAAGAGGUCAGAUUAUGAAUGAAAGGAUAAAAUGUUUUAAUAGUAGAGCAGUGUCCUGACUAUAGGGGCCCGUUCAUGGAGCUGGUCAUUUCUUGAAAUGAGAAGAAACCAACCUGGAAGAUGUCUUUUUCAGUAGAGUAUGGAAUAAUCUUACCUGCUCUGGAUUGCCAUGAGCAGGUGAAAAUGAAGGCUCUGAUAUUGUGUGGUGGUGUCACAGGAUGGUGGGGGCGGGGCAGAAGUCUCCUGUUGGUGUUCUGAUGCCUGUUCAGCUUUGUCCUCAGGAAGGUUUGGUCAUCUUGGUUCUGCCAUCCUCUUGCCUUCCUACGGCAGCAGCUGUUCAUGGCACUGAAGAUGUCCCUUCACUGUCCCAAAACUGGCACUAGAAGUGGCUGGGCAGGGGGGCCAGAGUCAUAGGAAGGGUCUUGGAGUCAUCAGAUCUGGGUUCCAGGCAUGGUGUGCCUUUUCUUGGCAGGAUUGAUCUUGAGCAAGUCAAUGAACCUCUGCAUCAAUUUCCUUAUGUGUGAAGUUAGAGUGCUUGGCUGUGCUACCUGAUUCCUGAGAUUGGUGAAAGAGGGCUUGGUUUACCAAGGCUCUCCAUCAGGUGGUUGACCUCUAGGACCAGGGCCCUCUCAGAGGUGCAGCUUCCAUGUCAGUUGGUGUUGUAACCAUGGAAAAGUCCCUUUCCAAUCAAACUUUUAGCACCCCUUUCCCCCCAUCUCUGCUCCCUUUGCCACAGGAUACCUUGUAAAGUUCCUGCCCCAGUAUAGGGAUAUUUUUACUGUCUUUUUUAUUUUUUGAGACAGGGUUGCCCAGGGUGGAGUGCAGUGGCAGGAUCACAGCUUACUGCAGCCUUGACCUCCCAGGCUCAGGUCCCAUCUGAGCCUCCCGAGUAGCUGGGGCUACAGGUGUGUGCCACCCUGCCAGCUAAUUUUUUAUAUUUUUUUGUAGAGACAAAACUUUUAUUUUUUUUUCCCAUGUUGCUCAUGCUGGUCUCAAACUCCUGGGCUCAAGCAAUCCACCCACCUCUGCCUCCCAAAGUGCUGGGAUUACAGGCGUGAGCCACUGUGCCUGACCUGUCAUUUUUAUAGAAUGAAAUGUGCUUAUUUCUAAACAUUCUAAUCAAAUUUUAAAAUGUGCAAAGAAUGAAGUGAAAAACUGAAUUUUUUUUUUUUUUUGAUACGGAGUCUCACUCUGUUACCCAGGCUAGAGUGCAGUGGCGCGAUCUCCGCUCACUGCAAGCUCUGCCUCCUGGGCUCACACCAUUCUCCUGCCUCAGCCUCCUCAGUAGCUGGGACUACAAGUGCCUGCCACCACGCCUGGGUUAUUUUUUAUAUUUUUAGUAGAGACGGGGUUUCACUGUGUUAGCCAGGAUGGUCUCGAUCUCCAGGAUGGUCUCGAUCUCCAGGAUGGUCUCGAUCUCCUGACGUCGUGAUCCACCCGCCUCGGCCUCCCAAAAUGCUGGGAUUACAGGUGUGAGCCACUGUGCCCGGCCAAAAGAACAGAAAUUAUUUUAUCCUGAAGUAAGCUGUUUAUAUUUGGGAUUAUACUGAACCUAUUUGUCCAAUAACCUGAGUUUUCAAAUAAUUUUAGUUCUAUAAGUACUAUAAUUAUAUAAAUAUUAAUGAAUUCAGAUUAGCUGAAAGGAAAAAAAGUAGAAGCCUGACUACUUGGUGCUAACUACUAAAGAUUUUGGCAGAAUCAAUGUUGGAUUUGGCUUUCCUGUCCCUUCCCCAUGCCAGCCCCCCAGAGUGUUCUGCCUUGUGCUGCCUCCCUUCACCUGGAGUGCCACACCCCUCUCUCUGCCAGUUCAGCUCUUCAUUCUUCAAGGCCUGACCUUGUCUGACCCUUGUGCCUCUAAACCCGUGGCCCCACCUCUCUUGGUUCCUAUGUCAGGUGAUGUUUGUGUUUUUGGUUAUGCCCAUCUCCAUAGCCAGACCAAGCACUCUGGAAGCCAGGGUUGGGUGCUUAUUUAUCUGUUUGCCAUGCAGAAAAUAUCUUGCACAAAAUUACCUCUGUUAAGGAAUCUGAAGCUGAAUUUAGUUUGGCUGAGUCAGGGUUGGGUUUUUUUUAAGGGGCUGUGGGGUGAAAUGUUGACUGGAAGCCACCCACAAACACACACCUGCUGGUUAGGAACCCGGCUGUGGGUGGUUCUGAGCUGUUUGGCUUCAGUUGACAGUUUCUGAUUGCCCUGAGCACCAGGUCUCAUCUUGCAUCUCAUCCUGGCCUGGAGAACAUUCAGUUUCCUUCCAACCCUUCCCACCUUUCCCCCACUCCCUUGGAGGAACUGAAGUUGGGGUUGAGGAGAGCCAGAUGGCUGGAGUGGGUAUUUGAAGGUCUUUCUGUCACCUGUUCAGUGUGGUCUGCCCCACCCCUGCUGACCAAGACUGACUGAAAUGUAAAAUAAUACAGACCAUCUCACACUCAGAAAGCUGGCACAUUUUUGAAAGCCCAAGUGUGGGUAAGUGCGUGGAACAACGAUAAUUCACACUGCUUUAUGAGUAGAAAUUGUGAGAAAUAUUGUGCCAGGCAAUUUGCAAAAUCUUGGAAGGUUGUGUGCACUUAACCACCCAGCAACUACUCCUGGAUGCAUCCUAGAGAAGUGCCAUGUGAACAGAGAAUGAUUUUAAGACUUCACUGAAGUAUUGUUUAGGUAGCAAGAUUGGGAAAAGCCUGCAUUUCAUCAGCAGAAGAAUGGAUAAAUAAAUGGGUUGUUUUUGGUCCUUGGAAAGUGAAUAUGAAAGAGUUACGUCUCAACACAGAUAGAUGAAAAAUUAUGCUGAGAAAGUUGGUGAAGCUACAUACAAGGUACCCUUAGUGUAAAGUUAAGCAUACUGUGUACCUGUGGGCACGUUACUUCAACUUGUUUUUCACUUUUUCUGUAAAAUGGGAUAGUAGUGGCAAUCUCACAGGGUGAUUGUGGGUGGGGGGGUGGUCAAUGAAGUAAUGCAUGUAAAAUGCUUAGAAUAGUGUCUAGCAUGUAAGCCUUGUGGACAUAUAGAAAGUGUUAUUGUUUUGCACAGUAAUCUAUUUUCUGUGGAUUCAAAUAAUAUGAAAUGAGUAUAAAAUCAUGUAUUGGAACGAUGUGUGCAAGUCACCAUUCUGCCUUCCUAAGGCAGGAGACCUGAUGGAUUUGGGGAGGGUACAUGGGGCCUUCAGUUGUGUUUUCUUUGUUUUUUUCUAAAAAUUGAUGCAGAGGCAUCACAAUGUUAAGAUUUUUACAGGGUAGUGUGGUGGGUACUUUUUAACUGUUUGCUUAAAGUGUUUCAAAGUAAAAAUAUUUCUUAAGCAUAGUCUCUGACAUCUUAUGACUUUAUAGAAAUCCCUGCCAGGUACAUGAUGUUACUUAGAGUGAGCCACCUAAUCUUUCAAGGCUUCCAUUUCCUCACCUGCAAAAAUUGGGAGUGUCAGAGGCGUUUGAACCAGAGUGACUCCAUCUUGAAUAGGGAACUGGGUAAAAUAAGGCUGAGACCUACUGGGCUGCAUUCCCAGGAGGUUAGGCAUUCCAAGUCAUGGGAUGAGAUAGGAGGUCAGCACAAGAUACAGUCAUAAAGACCUUGCCAAUAAAACAGCAUGUGGUAAAGAAGCCGGUCAAAACCAAGAUGGCAAUGAAAGUGACCUCUGGUUGUCCUCACUGCUGUAAUUAUACUGUAAUUAUAAUGCAUUAGCAUGCUAACAGACACUCCCACCAGUGCCAUGACAGUUUACAAACGCCAUGGCAGGCCUGGCACGAUGGCUCAUGCCUGUAAUCCCAGCACUUUGGGAGGCCAAGGCGGGCGGAUUAUGAGGUCAGGAGAUUGAGACCAGCCUGGCCAACAUGGUGAAACCCUGUCUCUACUAAAAAAUACAAAAAUUAGCUGGGCAUGGUGGCACGUGCCUGUAAUCCCAGCUACUUGAGAGGCUGAGGCAGGAGAAUCUCUAGAUCCCGGGAGUUGGAGGUUGCAGUGAGCCAAGAUGGUGCCACUGCACUCCAGCCUGGGUGACAGAGCAAGACUCUGUCUCAAAAAAAAAAAAAAAAAAUGCCAUGGCAACAUCAGGAAGUAACACUAUAUGGUCUAAAAAGGAGAGGAACCCUCAGUUCUGGUAAUUGCUCACACCUUUCCCGGGAAACUUAUGAAUAAUCUACCCCUUGUUUAGCAUAUAAUCAAUAAAUAACCAUAAAAAUAGGCAACCAGCAGCCCUUGGGGCUACUCUUCCUAUGGAGUAGCCAUUCUGUAUUUCUUUACUUUCUUAAUAUUAACUACUUUCACUUUGUGGACUCGCCCGAAUUCUUUUCUUGAGCAAGGUCCAAGAACUCUCUCUUGGGGACUGGAUCACGACCGCUUUCUGGUAACAGGAGCAAUACAAAUGGCUAUUAGUAAACGAACGCUUAAGUAACUCUAGUACAUCUAUGAUGAAAUACCAGGCCACAGUUUUUUUAAAAAUGAGGAUGUUCUCUAUAUACUGACGCACAGUCACCAAGACAUGCACUUUAUAGGAAAUUAUAAGCUCCUCCUUGCCUAAAUCUCCUUAAUUUUGCUUAAUAAAUAACAAGUGAAGCCAGAAGCUGUAAACUCAUAAUUUUAAUGAAGAAAUGGGAUCCAGAAGAUGGAGAUGUUUUUCAUUCUACUUUAUUAGAUGAGGAAAAGGAGAGUAAAUACUUGUAUGCCAGCUACCACACCUUUUAAAGUUAAUGUUAACCCUGCUAAGAACAGCAAGGAGAUUUUAUAUCAGCCAGGUUUUAGUUGCCAGAAACCACACCAGUUAUUUUAGCAAAGACCUUAUAAAGAAGUGUACUAUAUUUAAGUAGCUAAAAAGGCAAGAAGAAAAUGCCAAGGUGUCUUGGAGGUAGCAACUGCUAAGCAGCUGCCACCCCAGGACUGGGGGAGCUAGAAUAGAGUCUCCCCAUGUUUGACGUUUGUCUGCUAAUAGCAUUCAAGCUCUCCCCCUCAGUUUGCCUGGAUCUGGACAAGCUGAUAAGAAAGCCCAGCCACUUCCUCUUUGCGUCAGAGGGGAAGUUCAAACUGUGCAAACCCUGACUGUCAAAUGCACUGAGCUCUCAUAACCACAACAAAAACCAGAGCCACUUGUUCGUCCUUUCACUGAAGCCCAACAGACUGGCGUGGGUGCCCGCUUUGCUUUCCCUAGAAGGCCUCAUGUGAGUAGUAAACUUUUUCAUAACCUCUUGGUGUCUGCAGUGUCAUCAGUUUCAACAUCCGAACCAGUUUUGAGUGAUGGUAGUUUAUUGAUCCCACCUCAUGUGGAGCAAAGUGCAAAGCAGGAACAAAGAGACGUGGCUAGAAUUGUUGAAAGGUGGGAGAUUGGAAGAGGGACCUUGUGGAGCUGAACUCAGACCUAUGGUGGAGGAGUGGACUGCUGGGCUGACAUAGUGUCUGUGCUCAGGGAGGGGCCCUGUGGCCUUUGGAUCUGUGCUUCUGUGGAGAGGUCCCAGCUACUAAUGCUGGGGCAGGGAGCAGAAGGGAGGGUCACAAUGAGACUUUGAGUGUUAGUUAACCACCUUUUGCCUGAAGAACAUGUAAUGGCCUUCCCUGAGGUAUAUGUCUUCCAAAAGUCCGCUGACGUUGCUCAUGACCUAUGGUCACCACUGCUUUUUGCGUUUUGCUUUUUUUUUUUUUUUUUUUUUGAGACAAGGUCUCACCCUGUCACCCAGGCUGGAGUGCAGUGGCACGAUCUCAGCUCACUGCAACCUCCACUUUCCCAGGCUCAAGCGAUUCUCCAGCCUCAGCCUCCUGACUAGCUGGGACUACAAGCGUGCACCACCACACCCAGCUAAUUUUUGUAUUUUUGUAGAGACAAGGUUUGGCCAUGUUGCCCAAGCUGGUCUUGAACUCCUGACCUCAAGUGACCCACCUGCCUCAGCUUGCCAAAGUGCUGGGAUUACAGGUGUGAGCCACCAUGCCUGGAGUCCUUGUUUUUUUUUUUUUUAUACUUUUAGGGUACAUGUGCACAAUGUGCAGGUUAGUUACAUAUGUAUACAUGUGCCAUGCUGGUGCGCUGCACCCACUAACUCAUCAUCUAGCAUUAGGUAUAUCUCCCAAUGCUAUCCCUCCCCCCCUCCCCCCACCCCACAACAGUCCCCAGAGUGUGAUGUUCCCCUUCCUGUGUCCAUGUUUUCUCAUUGUUCAAUUCCCACCUAUGAGUGAGAAUAUGCGGUGUUUGGUUUUUUGUUCUUGCGAUAGUUUACUGAGAAUGAUUAUUUCCACCUUCAUCCAUGUCCCUACAAAGGACAUGAACUCAUCAUUUUUUAUGGCUGCAUAGUAUUCCAUGGUGUAUGUGUGCCACAUUUUCUUAAUCCAGUCUAUCAUUGCCUGGAGUCCUUUUAAAAAAAUUAUUUUUUUGGCCAGGCACGGUGGCUCACACCUGUAAUCCCAGCACUUUGGGAGGCUGAGGCGGGCAGAUCACGAGGUCAAGAGAUCGAGACCAUGCUGGCUAACGCGGUGAAACCCCGUCUCUAGUAAAAAUACAAAAAAUUAACCGGGCGUGGCAGCGGGCGCCUGUAGUCCCAGCUACUCGGGAGGCUGAGGCGGGCAGAUCACGAGAUCAGGAGAUUGAGACCAGCCAGCCUGGCCAAUAUGGUGAAACCCCAUCUCUAUUAAAAAUACAAAAAUUAGCCGGGUGUGGUGGUGUGUGCCUGUAAUCCUAGCUACUGGGGAGGCUGAGGCAGGAGAAUCACUUGAACCCAGGAGGUGGAAGUUGCAGUGAGCCGAGAUCGCACAACUGCACUCCAGCCUGGGCGACAGAGUGAAACUUUGUCUCAAUUAAAAAAAAAAAAAAGUGAAGUGCAAAAUGUGACUGAGGAGAUACAGUACUCUCCAAAUUGCAUAAUUUUGCCAAUUUUUAUAGAAACCUGGGGAAUCUGUAGAGAUAGCGUCAGAAGCAUUGGAACGAGAGCAACUCCAUGUUGAAUAGGGGCUGGGUAAAAGUGUCAGAGGUAUUUGAACCAGAGCGACUCCAUUUUGAGUGAGGGCUGGGAAAAUGAGGCUGAGACUUACUGGCCUGCAUUCUCAGAAAGUUAGGCAUUCCUACCCUCUAGGAUUGAAUUGGGACCCCUUUCCUGUAACAUAUUUCUGGUGACCACAGAAGGGACUAUAGUGCAGAAACGUUGACCCAACGGCUACCUUUGCGUAAGUGUUGGGGUCCUGUAACAUAUUUCUGGCAAACCACAGAAAGGAUGAUACUGAAGAAAUCCCCCCAACCCCAAAGAAAUAGACUGCAGCACUGAUUGGACGACUUUGGGUAAGUGAUGGGGUACCCGAGUAACAAAUGGGAUUGGGUUAGAGGCCCAACUUAGGGGAGUUGGAGUUUCUCCUAAGACAGAGUGAGUUAGAGGCCCCUCUUAAUAAAAGGCAAGGACACUUGACUGACCUCAGGUUAGAGGUUACUCCAUCCUACUCUAUGGAGUAGCUGUCCUUUCACCACUUUACUUUCUUAAUAAACUUGUUUUUGCUUUGCACUGCGGACUUGCCCUGAAUCCUUUCUUGCACGAGAUCCAAGAACUCUCUUAAGAGUCUGGAUCGGGACCCCUUUCCUGUAACAAAAUGAGGCUGAGACCUACUGGGCUGCAUUCCCAGACGGUUAAGGCAUUCUAAGUCACGGGAUGAGAUAGGAGAUUGGCACAAGAUCCAGGCCACAAAGACCUUGCUGAUAAAGCAGGUUGCAGUAAAGAAGCCAGCUAAAACCCACCAAAACCAAGACGGUGAUGAGAAUGACCUCUGGUCAUCCUCACUGCUACCCUCCCACCAGUGCCAUGACAGUUUACAGUUGCCAUGGCAACAUCAGGAAGUUACCCUAUAUGGCCUGGAGAGGGGAGGCAUGAAUAAUCCACCCCUUGUUUAGCAUAUCAUCAAGAAACCAUAAAAUAGACAACCAGCAGCCCUCGGGGCUGCUCUGUCUAUGGAGUAGCCAUUCUUUUAUUCCUUUACUUAAUAAACUUGCUUUCUCUUUACGGACUCGCCCUGAAUUCUUUCUUGUGCGAGAUCCAAGAACCCUCUCUUGGGGUCUGGAUUGGGAACCUUUUGCGGUAACAAGGGUGCAGGAUCAUCGUGGAAGGAAUAUAAAGUCAGAUCAAGCUGAAUUAUUCGAUAUGGGAUAAUUAAGCAGAGAUUUGUGGUUCAUUGUUUUAACUUGAGAAGCUGAGAAUGGCUGUCUUCAUUUGCUUUGAGUUGUUGAGAUAUGGACUCACUGUAAUCCCAGCUUGGGAGGCUGAGGUGGGAGGAUUGCUUGAGGCCAGGAGUUUGAGACUGGCUUGGGCAAUAUAGUGAGAACUCAUCUCCAAAAGAAAAAAAAAACACGAAUGCAAACAUAACCUGCACUGAAUGAGUUGAAAUGCGAGAACUUCGUUGGUAUACUGUAGAGGAAGAUAUGUAAAUGCUUAAGGAGAUAAAAAUGCUUGAGUAUUUAUCAUGUAAAUACCUGCUCACCCACCCAGGGAGGGUCCAGAGGACACUUCAUUAUGAGAAAUAAAUUCAUGUAGAGAGUGCCAGAUAUUCUAUACAGGCCACAUUACAGUGGGAAAUGCUCCCUGAAGUGCAGUGGGGCUGAUGGAAUCCUGAGGAGGCAGGGACCAUAUGGUAACACUUAGUCACCAAAAACACAAUUGGUGUGGUGACUGCCAUGGACAGUGCAGCCAAAGCAGGAUCCUGAAUGGUCUGACCCACAGAGAUCUGUGAUGUCUGCCUGCUGAUCAUAGUGUCCUGAGAACUGAAAUGGAUGGGCUGCCUACUAAAGUUUUACUUGAUCCGAGUAAGUAGGAAAGCUCCAGAUCUGGUGAAUAAAGUCUGACCUAAAUUACCAACACAGAGUUACAAUCACUCAGUCAAUUCCAAGUCUUGAUCUAGUUCACAAACCCACAGCUUCUUGAAUAAAGGAUAGGCCAGGUCCCUUUGAAGUAGGACCCUGCUGCACUGACAAUAAUUUAUACUUUUUAUCUUCCUAGGCCUCCCCAAAGGCACCCAAGGCCAUUUAUCAGAGUGAUUGUGCAUUGGGAAGGGCAAAUAAUUAGACUUUUCUGGGAUAACCAGCCUCUAGUUCUGAACUAGCAGUAAUUACAGGAGACUCAAAAUGCCACCAUGGUUCCUCAGAGUAAGAGUGUAUGGAGGUCAGGUGAUCAAUGGGCUUUUUGGCUCAGAUUCAUCUCACAGUAGAUCUAGUAGAUUCCUGAACCCAUCCUAUGGUUAUUUCCCUGGUUCUAGAAUGCGUAAUUAGAAUAGACAUAGUCAACAAUGGGCAGAAUCCCACACUAGUUCCCUGAUCCAUACAGUAAAAGUAAUUCUGGUAGAAAAGGCCAAGUAGAAGCCACUAGAGCUGCCUCAUUCACAAAAAUAUUAAAGCAAACUAAUACCACAUUCCUGGAGAGAUUGUUGAGAUUAGUGCCACCAUCAAAGACGGGAACACAUCUCCACUUAGCUCACCUACUCAGCCUGUGCAGAAGACAGAUGGAUCUUGGAGAAUGACAAUUGGAUUAAUUGUAAACUUAAUUAACUAGUGAUUCCAAGUGCAGGUGCUGUUUCCACAUGUGGUUUCAGUGCUGAGCAAACGAUACGUCUGACAACUGGUUUGCAGUUGUUACUGAGCCAGGCCCAGGUUUGUUCUGUUCUCACACAGUAAAUCAAUCACUGUGACAUGGGUUUUGCAAAAGAGAGAAGAAUUAUUCACAAGGCUGUCCAGUGAGGAGAUGGGAGAAUGGCUCUCAAAUUCACCUCCCCAAAGAUGAGGCUUAGAGAGAUUUAUAGGUUAGAGAAGUAGGGUGGUCUGAGGCAUGGGGAAAGGUGAUUGGCAGUGGGGAAAAAUGCAGUCAUAAUUGGGGUUCAUAUGACAUAUGUGCAGAAAAUGGUGGCGUUAACAUGAUCUGAGGGUGGAGUUUUUGGCCCUCUGAUGUCAAAAGGCCACCUCUUGGGCAUGUGUACAGGCCCAGUUGAAGGGUUGGCAGUCUCAACUGGUUUGAACUGGACAGGAUCUGCCCCAAGUUCCUGAAAAAUAAGUGGUUGUUAUGGUGACUUAUAAAUGUUAUCUAUAAGGUAGCACGUAAAAGUUGAGUUACAGUGUUCAAUAGCAUAGCCUUCAGCUAUCGUGGCCUUCAGCUUCAUGGGGGAAAAAAUAACAAAGAGCAAGCAACCAAAAGCAAGCGGGGCAGGCGAAGUGUGGCACACCCGAUCCGAUUAUCCCCUUGGCUGCCCAGUUACCCAUCUGGUGAAUGUUUCUCUAUACCUGUGAGUAAAGACCAUCAGGAACAGUUUGCUUUCAGCUAGAUACACCUUCACCACCCUAUCUCAAGGCUGCCUCAACUCUGCCGCCCAGCUCAUGAUCUAGUUCCCAGGUCCUUUGAGAACCUUUUCACCCUCAGGACGACACACUGGUCCAUUAUAUUGAUGACAUUAUAGUCACUGGACCUGGUGUACAGGGAGUAGCAACUGCUCCAGACAUGUUGGAAGACACAUAAUAUGACUCAGUGUAGGAAAUAAACCCACAACAUGGCUAAGGGCAAAUAAUGUUUCCAAAACUUCUUUCUCUCUUUUUUUUUUCUUUUUUGAGACAGAGUCUCACUCUGUAGCUCGAGCUGGAGUGGAGGCAAUCUUGGCUCACUGCAACCUGCACCUCCUGGGUACAAGUGAAGCUGCUUCCUCAGCCUGUUGGGACUACAGGUGUGCGCCACCACGCCCGGCUAAUUUUUUUUUUUUUUUUUUUGGUAAAGGCAGGGUUUCACCAUGUUAGCCAGCUUGGUCUUGAACUCUUGACCUCAAGUGAUCUGCCCACCUCAGCCUCCCAAAGUGCUGGGAUUACAGAAGUGAGCCACCAAGCCAGGCCCUUUUUCUCUCUCUUUCCAAUAGUUACAUUCUAUAUGUUUAAAAGGGACACGAGACAAUUUUGUAUGUGAUUUUCUGAAUCACAUAAUUCCACAUUUAACAUUUUGGGGAAAUGCCAAACUGUUUUCCAAAGGGGCUGCCUGGGAGUCUCAGCUCUAGUUCUCAGUCCUCAGCAGCCAUUCCUUUCCUCAGUGGGGCGUCAGUGCUGCCUUCCAAAGUCCAGGGCUGCCUUGAGACCUGAUCAGGACCGGCUAUUUUGCCAGGUGCAGUGCAUGAUGUUCAAGACCAUUCAGAAUUUCAAGACCCUGACAGCAGAGCAAGAUAGCAGGCGGAGGCCAUUCUAAGUGUGGGGCCCCGCAGGGCUGCCCAGGCUGCCUGCCUGUGAAGCCAGUCCUGCCUGAUGGAGAUGCUUUUGCCAUGGCGUGAGGGAAAGUGAGCUGAUGGUUCUCCACUUUCCCACUCUCUCUCUGCAGGUCCGGCUCCUCUAAGGGCAGAAGCCAGAACUUGGUCCCUGAACCUUCUCCAGUCUCCCUCCCUGGGCAUUUCUCUCAUAACCCCAUCAGACCCCCCAGUAAUGGCCUGACGUGGGUUCUGGAAAUAGAACAUGGGUUCUUAGAAUGGCUCUCUGAGACUUCAUUGAGUUGUCUGUCCUAUUUCUUUCCUCAACAAAAUGUCCACAUCCUCAAUCUCCUGUCUCAGCAGGAAAGAUGAAAAGAACAGUGAGGCUUAGGCCAGGCACGGUGGCUCACACCUGUAAUCCCAACACUUUGGGAGGCUGAGGUGGGCAGAUCACCUGAGAACGGGAGUUCGAGACCAGUCUGAACUCCCUGUCUCUACUAAAAAUACAAAAGUAGCCAGGCGUGGUAGCGGGCACCUGUAAAUCCCAGCUACUGGGGAGGCUGAGACAGGAGAAUCGUUUGAACCUGGGAGGCGGACGUUGUGGUGAGCCGAGAUAGUGCCACUGCACUCCAGCCUGGACAACAGAGCGGGAAAAAAAAAAAAAAAGAACGAUGACCCUUAGCAUCCCAGGAAGCUUUGGGUGGUGAGAGAUGGAGAGUAUCUCCUUCCUGUGGUACUUCAGUUUCCCGUCUCCUUGUUAGGAUGUUGCAAAGCUGGCCUGCUGAGGUCUUCUGUGAUCUCCUGUGCUUCCUACACUUCCACCUGAAAAUGAACCUACUGCAGGGAUGAAUCCAUGAGCAGAAUUUUAAUGAAAAGGAAGCAGACACAAAGGAAUCCAUGGGUUGUAACUCCACCGACUUAAAAUGAAAAACACAGGCAACAAAGAACAGGCACGAUGCUGCUUCGCCAGCUGGUUCCUUGUUGGGUUCUGCCAUUCAGGGAUGUAAGAGGGAAGCUGGGAUGUUGGAGGACUGGAGUGUGAGGGUAAAUUUUAGGUGUCAACUUGGCUGAGCCACAAGGUCCCCAGGUAUUUGAUCAAACAUUAUGCUGGGUGUUUCUGUGAGGUUGCUUUGGAUGAGAUUAACGUUUAAAUUUGUGGACUUUGAGGAAAGCAGAUUGCCCUCUAUCUGUGGGUGGGCUUCAUCCAAUCACCUGAAGACCUGAGGAGAACAUAAAGUCUGGCUGCCCCAGACUCUCUCUCAGGCAAGAGAGAAUUCUUCCGCAGACUGCCUUCAGAGUUCAUGCACACCAUCUACUAAUCCUGCUCCACAGCAGGUGCCACUGGGCUCUCACUGGAAUAUGUAUUCUCCUGGUUCUCCAGCCUGCUCAUCCACCCUGAAGAUUUGGGACUUGCCAGCCUCCUUAAUUCUAUAAGCCAAUUCCUUAUCAUAAAUUCAUAAAUCCCUCUCUCUCUAUCUCCAUCCACACACACACACACACACACACACACACACACACAGACACACACACACAAAUGAGUGUAGAUGUGUUCCAAUAAAACUUCAUUUAGAGACAUUGAAAUUUAAAUUUCAAGGGCUGGGCAUGGUGGCUCAACGCCUGUAAUCUCAGCACUUUGGGAGGCUGAGGCAGGUGGAUCACUUGAGGUCAGGAGUUCGAGACCAGCCUGGCCAACAUGGUGAAACCCCGUCUCUACUAAAAAUACAAAACAUGUAGCCACGUGCAGUGGCUCAUGCCUGUAAUCCCAGCUGGGAGGCUAAGAUGGGAGAAUAGCUUGAACACAGGAGGCAGAGGUUGCUGUGAGCUGAAAUGGUGCCCAGAAGACAGAGCGACCCUGUCUCAAAAAAAUAAAAAAUAAAAAAUAAAUUUCAUAUAAUCUUCAGAUAUAUUCAUUCAUUUACAUAUUGUCUGUGGUUGUUUUCACCCUUUAGGUCAGAAGUAGCCGACAACCUUUACACAGUAUUUACCACUGUUAUAGACAUCUUUAAAUAUGGUUUACUUUUGCCUGUUUUUGUACUUUAUAGAAAUGAAGUAAUAAAGUAUUGUCUGUCUUGCAUUUUUUGCUCAAAA
Messenger RNA from Homo sapiens (human), 18314 nucleotides. It is a transcript of the gene ZNF445, whose product is annotated as zinc finger protein 445. Lineage: Eukaryota; Metazoa; Chordata; Mammalia; Primates; Hominidae. The record is from RefSeq and is marked validated. Gene Ontology annotation, cellular component: nucleus. Gene Ontology annotation, molecular function: chromatin binding; double-stranded methylated DNA binding. Gene Ontology annotation, biological process: negative regulation of gene expression via chromosomal CpG island methylation; epigenetic programing of female pronucleus; regulation of DNA-templated transcription. Bases 349 to 3444 code for a protein of 1031 amino acids. The transcript has 8 exons.